Macaca mulatta (Rhesus monkey) is the source of this 3514-nucleotide messenger RNA. It is a transcript of the gene MMAA, whose product is annotated as metabolism of cobalamin associated A. NCBI's taxonomy places the organism in Eukaryota, Metazoa, Chordata, Mammalia, Primates, Cercopithecidae. The record is from RefSeq and is a predicted model, not a curated record. Gene Ontology annotation, molecular function: GTP binding; GTPase activity. Gene Ontology annotation, cellular component: cytoplasm.
GCACUUCCGUGACUUCGGGAGGGGAGGUCACAAAUCACAUUGAGCCAAAACGCAUACAGUGUUUUCUUCAGUUACAAAUAAAAUGAAUAUGCCCAUGCUGCUACCACAUCCUCACCAGCAUUUCCUAAAAGGCCUUUUAAGGGCAUCUUUCCGAUGUUACCACUUCAUCUUUCACUCAAGUACUCAUCUCGGAUCAGGAAUCCCAUGUGCUCAGCCGUUUAAUUCUCUUGGACUCCAUUGUACAAAGUGGAUGCUGCUGUCAAAUGGUUUAAAGAGAAAAUUAUGUGUACAAACAACCUUAAAGGACCACACAGAAGGACUUUCUGAUAAAGAGCAAAGAUUUGUGGAUAAACUUUAUAGUGGUUUAAUCCAAGGGCAAAGGGCCUGUUUAGCAGAGGCCAUAACUCUUGUAGAAUCAACUCACAGCAGGAAAAAGGAGUUAGCCCAGGUGCUUCUUCAGAAAGUAUUACUUUACCACAGAGAACAAGAACAAUCAAAUAGAGGAAAACCACUAGCAUUUCGAGUAGGGUUGUCUGGGCCCCCUGGUGCUGGAAAAUCAACAUUUAUAGAAUAUUUUGGAAAAAUGCUUACUGAGAGAGGGCACAAAUUAUCUGUGCUGGCUGUGGACCCUUCUUCUUGUACUAGUGGUGGAUCACUUUUAGGUGAUAAAACCCGAAUGACUGAGUUAUCAAGAGAUAUGAAUGCAUACAUCAGGCCAUCUCCUACUAGAGGAACUUUAGGAGGCGUGACAAGGACCACAAAUGAAGCUAUUCUGUUGUGUGAAGGAGCAGGAUAUGACAUAAUUCUUAUUGAAACCGUAGGUGUGGGUCAGUCGGAGUUUGCUGUUGCUGACAUGGUUGACAUGUUUGUUUUACUACUGCCACCAGCAGGAGGAGAUGAGUUGCAGGGUAUCAAAAGGGGUAUAAUCGAGAUGGCAGAUCUGGUAGCUGUAACUAAAUCUGAUGGAGACUUGAUUGUACCAGCUCGAAGGAUACAAGCGGAGUAUGUGAGUGCACUGAAAUUACUCCGCAAACGUUCACAAGUCUGGAAACCAAAGGUAAUUCGUAUUUCUGCCAGAAGUGGAGAGGGAAUCUCUGAAAUGUGGGAUAAAAUGAAAGAUUUCCAGAACCUAAUGCUUGCCAGUGGGGAACUGACUGCCAAACGACGGAAGCAACAGAAAGUUUGGAUGUGGAAUCUCAUUCAGGAAAGUGUGUUAGAGUAUUUCAGGACCCAUCCCACAGUCCGGGAACAGAUUCCACUUCUGGAACAAAAGGUUCUCACUGGGGCCCUGUCCCCAGGACUGGCAGCAGACUUCUUGUUAAAAGCUUUUAAAAGUGGAGAUUAUUAAAAUUCAUCCUGUAUAAUAAUUUUACAUAUCAUUUCAUAAAGUAUUUUAAUAGAAAAAUCACUUGUAUGCUUAUAUUUUCAGUAAUCAUUGCAUGGUGCUCUUGUCUUCUUUGUUUGUGACCCAUGCUUGAAAACUUGAAGGAAGUUAGAUAUGAAUGGCAAAAGUUAGGCAGUAUUUAUAAGGUACCUGUUGUAUGUUACUGAUUUCUGUUUCAUUCUCUUCUUAUACCCUGGCAUGGUGGCCUGUAGGGUAGUUUCUUCUUAUUAUUCAAGAACACAAAAAGCUAAGGAGAGCAGAAAAUAUCUUGUACUUUAAAAUGCUUACUUUGAUUCCGUGUUAUCUGAAUUUCCAGAGAAGAUGUAAACAAGAGUGACCAUAUUUUUAGAGUCUUUCUUGAAGCCAGAACGACACACAGUGGGUUGCUAAGAGCCGAAAAUCAUAAUUGACAUUUAGUGUACCAGAUUAUUCUAAGAAUUUCUGAAGUCACCAUGUACGUGAGUAAUGAAACAACUGGAAUAAUGUGAUGAUGUGAACACAGUUUUAAAGUCUGCUUGUCUGGAUUUGCAGGGAGCCUUCCCCCACCCCCCGACACGAUAGGUAAGAGAGCAAAAGGAAACUGGGAAAAUCAGCUACAGAUAAAAUGGGUAAUUAAUCCCCAGUUCUUGGACCCAUUAUAUUUGUAGCCAAUUGGAGUAAACCCCUAAAAGACGAAGUGAGGUCAGAAUGAUUCAAGGAUUAUUCAGUUUGAAGACUACCAAAGUCUUCUCUUCUUCCUUGGCCAUUUCACUUCAUUUUAGUAUUUUAAAAAUCUUUUUUCUUGAUGGUGAAUAAGUUUUGUCCUAUGGAGGAAGCAUAGCACAGUGAUUAAGAGCUUGGGCUCUGUAGUUGGACUAUGUGGGUUUAAACUUUUUUUUUUUUUUUUUUUUUUUUUGAGACGGAGUCUCGCUCUGUCGCCCAGGCUGGAGUGCAGUGGCGCGAUCUCGGCUCACUGCAAGCUCCGCCUCCCGGGUUCACGCCAUUCUCCUGCCUCAGCCUCCCGAGUAGCUGGGACUACAGGCGCCCACAACUGCGCCCGGCUAAUUUUUUGUAUUUUUAGUAGAGACGGGGUUUCACCGUGGUCUCGAUCUCCUGACCUUGUGAUCCGCCCGCCUCGGCCUCCCAAAGUGCUGGGAUUACAGGCGUGAGCCACCACGCCCGGCCAGUGGGUUUAAACUUUAACCCAGAUCAAUCAUAUAUUAGCUAUAUGAGCUAAUCUCUUUAAGCUUCCGUUUCCUCACUGGUAAAAUGAAAUUGGUGAAUAACUUUCUAAGGUUAGUGAAGAUUAAAUGAAAUAACGUGGGAGAAUUAUUUAACUGUCAUGAUGGUGUAUAGGAAAUACUCAAAGGCUGCUUACUAGCAUUAUUACAUUAAAGUUGUGGGUACCUGAAACUGUACAAACCUGAUGUAUAAUUUCAGUUUUCUCUCAUGGUCUUGUUACUACCAUCAUACUCUUGAUAUUUUAGGAUAUUUUAUGAUUAUCUUUGAAGAACCCUUUCUGGUUAAUUCUUUGAAUAUAUUUUAUACUUAUUUGAUGGUAGUUGUAACUAUGUAUGUUUGAAUAAAAUUUCUAACCAUAAAAUUUCUCCAUUGCACAAAAAGCCUUUAUAGAAGUUUCUGACAUGUUCUAUUCUGAACCCUGUAGAAUAUUUUAUGUAGUAUAGCAGCUUGCAUUGUUACUUACUGUACUGGUUCCUAUGUGGAAUCAAAUCUCUUGAGCAUUGUUUUAACAAACAUCCCUUUACAUUUUUUGGAAAGAUUUUUAGUACUCCAUUGGCAUAGCUAUUUCAUAAAAGGUUUAGGAGAAACUUUGAAAGGUUGUCCAGUUGACUUUUCUGAUUUUAGAAAGGACCACCAUGAAACUACCCUAUCAGACAAAAAACUGGUUUUUAGAAACCUGAGAUAAGGAAUUUUAUAAUUUCCCUGAGUAAGCUGUUACAGGGAAUAACAAAUCUAUUGCCAUAUGUGGCACAGUGUAAGUAAUGCUGGAGCACACAUACUGCAUUGUAAAGAAGGUAGGAAAGGUGGGGGGACUUCUGUUAGCUUUAAUUUUAAGGCUAAAGCAUUUCUUCUCAGUCUGAACUACUUUUAAAUGUUAUAAAUGUCAUCAUAAAAAUCAUUAGAAAACUC